AUGGCUUUGAACGCAACUCUAUUACUUCUAAAUGCGACCAUGAGGGCGGUCGUCUGGUCUGGCAUCCCAUUUAAUGUCACGGUCCAAAACGUACCAGUUCCCACGAUACAAGCCGCAACCGACGCUCGGGUUCGAAUUACUGCAGCAGCGAUAUGUGGUACGGAUAUGCAUACGUACCACGGAACAUAUGGAAGUGACUCUGCACCUUGGAUAAUGGGUCACGAAGCGGUUGGUAUCAUUGAAUCGAUUGGUAGCGCGGUACAAAAUAUUCAAGUUGGAGAUCACGUCGUGAUUCCUGAUAGUUUCGACCUUGGGGAACUCAACAUGGCACUAGCAGAGCCGUGGGCAAAUGAUGGAGCAGCACCUGGACUUGGAUUAGACUAUGGUGAAUUCUACGGAUGUCAAGCUGAAUAUAUUGUGGUGCCAUUCGCAGACCACAGUCUCUGGCACAUACCUUCAAAUGGUGCAGUCAACACUUCUCGAGAAAUCGACUACCUAUUUACUUCGGAUAUAUUUGCAACUGGAUGGAGUGGUGUCUCCUAUUCCGGUUUUGUGCCCGGUGACUCUGUGGCGAUUUUUGGUGCUGGUCCUGUUGGUCUACUUGCUGCACAUUCUGCUAUAAUUCGAGGGGCGUCUCGCGUAUAUGUUGUGGAUCAUGUCGAACAGCGUUUAGAGUUGGCAGAAUCCUUCGGAGCCAUACCAAUUAACUUCAAUGGGACAAAUGGAACAGCUGUCGAGCAGAUCAUGCGUCUCGAACCAGAUGGAGUUACAAGAAGUGUUGACUGUGUCGGAUAUGAAGCUGUCAACAAAAUCAACGAGCGCCAAAGCAAUUUGAUAAUCAUGGAUAUGGUAGCUGUCACAUCAUCUCGUGGCGGUAUAAGCAGUGUCGGCGUUUAUACACACAAUGGAGCCACCGCGGGAACACCAUUAGGCAACACAACUACGCCCAACGUCGAAUUUCCAAUUGUUAACUUUUUUGAAAAGGGGUUGACUUAUCGUGCUGGUCCGGUAGAUGUUAAAUUGAAUGCUCCUCAAUUAACCCAUCUCAUCGAGACUGGUGUUGCAAACCCGGCUCUGAUCGUGAGCAGUUUCAUUGAUAUUGAACAGGCCCCUGAAUAUUACCGCCGGUUUUCAGAUCACUUGGAGACGAAAAUUGUUAUUCGUUUCCCUUGA
Molecule: messenger RNA, 1173 nt
Organism: Glarea lozoyensis ATCC 20868
Lineage: Eukaryota; Fungi; Ascomycota; Leotiomycetes; Helotiales; Helotiaceae
Product: NAD(P)-binding Rossmann-fold containing protein
Exons: 2
Coding region: 1-1173 (390 amino acids)
Molecular function (GO): zinc ion binding; oxidoreductase activity
Source: RefSeq, a predicted model, not a curated record